UGGUUUUACUACGAUGACAAGCAUAUACGUUGGCAAAGGGCGCGCAACUAUUAGUUCUAAACUCUCUUAGCAAGGUCUGGGACUCUGACCACGGAAAUAGGAUCGCUCUCUGACGUAGUCCUCUGCGUGUCAUAAAAUCGCGAUAGAUUCGACGUAAACAUCAUUGUUUGACAACAUGCAGUUCUCACUGGACGUGCUGGUUCUCCUGAGUGUCGUCUCAUCAGUUCUUUCUAUGUCUCCUCUUGCACGCUCAUUGCUACAGCGUGUUUCCAGGAGACAAAGACGAGCAACAGGCACAUCAAAACCUCUCUGUAAACUUUUCGGAUGUGUCAAUGGUGAUUGCACUUUUAAAAAUGACAUGUUCAAUUGUGUGUGUCAUAAAGGGUACAAAGGGAAGCUAUGUAAUGAAAUAGACAUUGUAAAAGAUACGGAGGUAGGGAAGCCAAACAGAUGCAAACAGUUUAAAAACUUCCACUGCAACAACGGCGGAUCCUGUGUGGUUGCUCCCAGUAUGCAUGGCGGGUUAACAGUAAGAUGUGAGUGUCCCCCACAAUGGACAGGGGAUUUUUGUGAUACUCCAUGCAGAAUGGACUGCAAAAAUGGCGGCCAAUGUCACAGUGACAGGAUCACAGGGGAGGAGAUGUGCCUCUGUAUGUGGGGGUACAGUGGGAGAUACUGUCAAAUAGAGAAACAACAGGGACCCACUAUUGCGAUCGUAUGAUAACAUCUGAUAUUCACCUUCUACCAGUGACAAACCUCAGGGGGUCCGAUGACCUCUUUACUUCUUGAAAUCCAUUUGAUUUUUACCUCAGGACUUUAAUAUUGGUUUUCAUGUAUGUAUAUCACUCAUUAAGUUAUUGUGUGUUGCUUAUUUUUGUUUGAUUUCAUUACAAUGUAAUGAGAUUUUGUUAAUAUUUCGUCAUUAAUUACAAAGAGAAUGCUCAGUAGAACACUAGGAGAAUUAGUCUUUUUUAUGUCUGUACGUCUCUGUAACAUUUUUGGAUAACUUCGUCUUACUGUUAUAUAUGUUAAAAAGUUUAUGAUGUAUGGGUAAUAAAAAACUAAAUCUUA
Messenger RNA from Saccostrea echinata, 1071 nucleotides. Its product is annotated as sushi, nidogen and EGF-like domain-containing protein 1. Gene Ontology annotation, molecular function: Notch binding. Bases 176 to 721 code for a protein of 181 amino acids. The transcript has a single exon. NCBI's taxonomy places the organism in Eukaryota, Metazoa, Mollusca, Bivalvia, Ostreida, Ostreidae. The record is from RefSeq and is a predicted model, not a curated record.